CUCAUCACCCUCCAUCGCGACUACUCUUCUGCACACACACAGAUCCUACCAUCUCGCACUUCUCUCUCUCUCUCUCUCUUGCAACACACCCCCAUCCAUCACCACCACAUCACCACCUGCUGCGCAGUCACGCACCAGCACCAACCCCUCAUCACAUUAAUUGACAUCAAACCAUGGUCAACAAUACCGAGUACUACAAGGUCCUGGGACUAUCCAAGGACGCCUCCGAGGCCGACAUCAAAAAAGCGUACCGCAAGGAGUCGCUCAAGUGGCACCCGGACAAGAACCCCGGCGACAAGCGCGCGGCUGCCGAGGAGAAAUUCAAAAAGAUCGGCGAGGCCUACGAGGUUCUCUCGGACCCCAACAAGAAGUCCGUCUACGACCAGUUUGGCGAGGACGGCCUCAAGGGCGGCGGAGCCCCCAACGGUAGCGGCUUUGGCGCGGGCGGAUUCCCAGGCGCCGGCGGUGGCGGCGGCGGCUUCUCGUACCACGCCACGGACCCCAAUGACAUUUUCAACGCAUUCUUCUCGUCCAUGGGCGGCGGCGGCGGCGGAGACGAGUACGCCUCGUUCGGCGGCGGCGGCGGUGGACCCCGUAUGCGCUCGUCGCGCGGUGGUGGCGGCUUCCCCGGCGGAGGUGGCUACUCGUCGUUCGGCGGUGGCGGCGGUGGAUUCCCCGGCAUGGGCGGCGGUAUGGGUGGCAUGGGCGGCAUGGGCGGCAUGCCUGGCGGAUUCGGCGCUGCCGAGCCUGAGAAGCCCCCUCCUCCCCCCGGAGAGGUUGUCAAGCCCCUCGCCCUCUCGCUCGAGGAGCUGUACAAGGGCGGCACCAAGCGCCUCAAGAUCACGCGCCACCUGCGUUCCGGCUCGACCGAAGAGAAGAUUCUCGAGGUCGCCUACAAGCCUGGAUGGAAGAAGGGCACCAAGAUCAAGUUUGCGUCUGCAGGCAACGAGGACGAGUACGGCCAGGCGCAGACCGUGACCUUUGUCGUCGAGGAGAAGCCCCACCCGCGGUUCGAGCGCGUCGACGACGACAUCAUCGUCAAGCUCAACAUUACCCUCUCGCAGGCGCUGCUCGGCCCCGACGGCGGCGGAUCAAUCACCAAGGAGGUCGAGACGCUCGACGGGCGCAGGAUAAACGUGUCGCUGCCGGCCGGCGAGAUCAUCUCGCCCGGAUACGAGACGCGCGUGACGGGCGAGGGCAUGCCCGUUUCCAAGGCGGCGAGCGUCAAGCGCAAGGGCGACCUUAUCGUCAAGUGGAACGUCGUCUUCCCGCGCACCCUCACCGCCCCGCAGAAGGAGGCCCUCCGCAAGGUCCUCGGUUAAGCAGCCAGCCAAAACACCGCCUGCACCCCCCUGCACCCUCUAGCAUCGCGGGUAUCCCACCCAGCAUAAUCUGUCGGGCCGGCACGACCGCCACUUAGAAUUCAAGGAACUGGCUGCGCCGCGAGCGCGUGUGUGCGACGCGCGCGCGCAGCUGGUAUUAUGUACCACAUUGAAGCAUGAACAAAGUGUAUGAAUG
Messenger RNA from Vanrija pseudolonga, 1518 nucleotides. RefSeq names its product DnaJ subfamily B member 4 (gene DNAJB4). Gene Ontology annotation, biological process: translational initiation. The record is from RefSeq and is a predicted model, not a curated record. Bases 174 to 1322 code for a protein of 382 amino acids. The transcript is spliced from 4 exons. NCBI's taxonomy places the organism in Eukaryota, Fungi, Basidiomycota, Tremellomycetes, Trichosporonales, Trichosporonaceae. Gene Ontology annotation, cellular component: cytosol. Gene Ontology annotation, molecular function: protein-folding chaperone binding.